AUGCGCUCCCUCCCCAACAUCAUCAUCACCGGCACCCCCGGCGUGGGCAAGACCACGACCUGCACACAGCUCGUCGGUCUGGCCUCAUCCGCGACGCCUCCCAUCAACCUCAAGCACCUCUCGAUCAACGACGUCGUCAAGACCCGCGACUGCCACUCGGGCUACGAUGAAGAGCUGCAGACGCUGAUCGUGGACGACGACAAGCUCAUGGACGAGGUGGAGCAGGACAUCGCCGACGGCGCGGGCGAGGGCGGCUGGGUGAUCGACUGGCACUCGACGGCCGGGUUCGCGGUGCGCUGGGUCGACCUCGUGGUCGUGCUACGGUGCGAAGAGACCAGCGUGCUAUACGACCGCCUCGUGGCCCGCGGGUACAAGGACUCGAAGGUGCAGGAGAACAUGGACGCCGAGAUCUUCGGCGUGGUCAGCGAAGAGGCCAAAGACGGAUGGGGCGAGGAGGACGAGGGGCGUGUGGUGGAGCUGAAGAGCGUGCAUGCCGACGAUAUCGAAGAGAACGCGGAGCGUAUCCUGCAGUGGGUGAAGAACUGGAUUAAAGACCACAAUACGGACGGGAUGGGAGAUUAA
Molecule: messenger RNA, 582 nt
Organism: Fonsecaea erecta
Lineage: Eukaryota; Fungi; Ascomycota; Eurotiomycetes; Chaetothyriales; Herpotrichiellaceae
Exons: 1
Coding region: 1-582 (193 amino acids)
Cellular component (GO): nucleus; cytoplasm
Molecular function (GO): ATP binding; AMP kinase activity; ATP hydrolysis activity
Source: RefSeq, a predicted model, not a curated record